Molecule: messenger RNA, 1062 nt
Organism: Phacochoerus africanus (Common warthog)
Lineage: Eukaryota; Metazoa; Chordata; Mammalia; Artiodactyla; Suidae
Gene: BCL2L12
Product: BCL2 like 12
Exons: 7
Coding region: 119-886 (255 amino acids)
Biological process (GO): regulation of apoptotic process
Source: RefSeq, a predicted model, not a curated record
UGGGCCGGCUCCUAGUCGGUACAGUCACUGCGCAGGCGCGGGAAAGUCGCCCUAAGGAAAGUUUAUACAAGCUCAGUGGAGGAGGCGGCGGCGGCGGGGCCCGGGACCAGGUGCCUCCAUGGCAGGCUCUGAAGAGCUGGCGCUCCGGGAGGACACCCUGAGGGUCCUAGCUGCCUUCCUUAGGCGGGAUGAGGCUGCCGGCUCGCCCAUUCUGACCCCACCCAGGAGCCCUGCCCAGGAGGAGCCGACAGACUUCCUGAGCCGCCUUCGAAGAUGUCUUCCCUGCUCCCUGGGGCGAGGAGCAGUUCCCCCUGAGUCCCCUCGGCCUUGCUCCCUGCCCCUCCGGCCCUGCUAUGGUUCAGAGCCUGGCCCAGCUACUCCAGACUUCUACGCCCUGGUGGCCCAGAGGCUGGAACAGCUGGUCCAAGAGCAACUGAGAUCCCCACCGAGCCCAGAAUUACAGGGUCACCCACCCACAGAAAAGGAAGCCCUGCUGCGGAAGCUGGUGGCCUUGCUGGAGGAGGAGGCAGAAGUCAUCAACCAGAAGCUGGCCUCAGACCCUGCCUUGCAGCGCAAAUUGGCCCGCCUCUCUGCCGGCUCCUUCAGCCGCCUAGUGGAGCUCUUCUCAAACCGAGAGGGCAGCCCUGGCCCAAGCCAAGCACGCCCCUCGAUGCCGUGCCCUGGGCCACCGCCGCCUUCCCCGGAGCCCCUGGCCCGCCUGGCCCUGGCUAUGGAGCUGACCCGGCGCGUGGCCGGGCUGGGGGGCACCCUGGCUGGACUCAGUGUAGAGCAUGUGCACAGCUUCGCACCCUGGAUCCAGGCCCACGGGGGCUGGGAGGGCAUCCUGGCAGUUUCACCUGUGGACUUGAACUUACCCUUGGACUGAACUCUGCCUCAGAAGCUGUUCCGAGAUCGGACCUCAGGUCUCUGCGCUCUUUUCCCAAGUCUCCCUGCUCCACUCAGGGCUGUGGGGUGGCGGCUGCCCUCUCUGUUUUUGCCAAAAAAAAAAAACCAAAAACAAAAAACUGUUUAAAACACUUUCAUAUUAAAGACUUUUUCAAG